This is a messenger RNA of Ornithodoros turicata, 2799 nucleotides long. RefSeq lists its product as uncharacterized. Lineage: Eukaryota; Metazoa; Arthropoda; Arachnida; Ixodida; Argasidae. The record is from RefSeq and is a predicted model, not a curated record. The transcript is spliced from 3 exons. The coding region runs from base 1 to 2799 and encodes 932 amino acids.
AUGAAAUCAGAAAUACCCUACGUCGCGAAGCUAUGCCUGGGCUCGUCGAGGACUGAACAGCCCGCCGCCUCCAACCCCUCUUCUGCGCUUGCCUCCACUACCUCCACCGAAGACGUUGUGACGUCCUUGUCGUCAUCCACUAUUUUUUCAUCUCCACGCUCUGAGGUACUGCUGCAAACUGCUAAGGUGUGGCUCGAAGGAAGCAACGGCCGGAGGAUCCUAGCCAGAAUCCUUCUCGACGGCGGCAGCCAGCGUAGUUUCAUCCGUCAAGAAGUAUCGACGAAGAUCGGGUGCAACAUGAUCAGAACCGAAAAUUUGAGGGUCCAUACUCUUGGCAACGUCUCUUCGCGCCGCAAUAAGUACCGUUGCGUUCAAGUGCUUUUACGGAGCCAGUUCUCCUCCUCGAGUAUCGUGAUCGAAGCAGUGGAGUACGACGACAUCUGCUCGGACAGCUUACUGUCCUUGAAUUCGACAGCGGUACAGCAUGUGAAAAGCAUGGGUCUCCAGCUUGCCGACGAGCCCUCAGCUCCUACCGAAACCCCCCUGCUACUUGGAUCCGACUUUUACUGGAAAGCAGUCACCGGCGUAACAGUCCGGUUGUCCGAGUACCUGGUAGCAGCAGAGACGCUCUUCGGGUGGACACUUCAAGGCGCAAGUCGUGACGGCAGCAUCCGCAGUCGAAACGUCGAGGUGAUGCGGGUAGGCGUGCAAUCCGAAGAUACUACGAGUAUCGACUCUCAGCUACAAGCGUUCUGGGAACUAGAACAUUUAGGCAUUACUGACCCCUAUCCAUCUGACCUCGACACCGAUUCCGUUCUGCAGGAUUUUCGUGCCACCACAAAGCUGGUUCACGGUCGUUACGUUGUACGCCUACCUUGGAAAUCGGAAAGGCAACCAGCCUUAGGAGACAAUAAGGCGUUAGCGGUUCAACGACUUGAGGCUACUACAAGGAAACUACGACGAGAUCCAGCACUGAAGGAAGAGUAUGAUUCUACCAUUCGGCAAUACCUUAAUCUCGAUCACGCUCAGCGUGUUUCUGCACCUGAGUCAGUGUCGGAACCUCUUUAUCACAUGCCGCACCACGCAGUCAUACGAAGGGACCGCGAGACUACAAAGGUCCGCAUUGUAUUUGAUGCGUCGUCGAAGUCCCCUGGUUGCAUCUCCCGCAACGAGGCCUUACACGCUGGACCAAACCUGAACCCCGACGUCCUACAACUGUUGCUACAGUUUCGCACGUACGAAGUGGCUCUAACGGCGGAUGUAGAGAAGGCAUUCCUUCAAAUUCAACUGGACCCAUCCGACCGUGACUGUCUGCGAUUCUUUUGGUAUGCAGAGCCUCCUAAGACGGGUGAACCUUUGCCACCGGUUGAGACUUGGUGGAUGACGCGGGUUCCCUUCGGAGCGAAAUCGAGCCCCUUCCUCCUUGCAGCGACUAUACGUCAUCAUCUAAAGUCAGCAGAGACAUCGCACCCGCAGACAGCUCCUUUGCUGUCAAACCACUUUUAUGUGGACGAUCUCGUUGUCGGCGUCGACACUGUCCAGGAGGCGCUCACACUUUACCACGAAUCACAAGAAAUAUUUCGUGACGCUGGCAUGAAGCUGGUGAAAUGGACUACCAACCGCUCGGAGCUUCAGGGAACUUUCGAGGCCGAUGGAACUGCAAGUUCAUCCGCUACGUCACAGAGGAAGGUUCUUGGACUCGGUUGGGACAUCAGCACCGAUGAAAUCCGGUACUCCCUGAAAUCCAUCACGGAGUUCCUCGAGAGUAACUUCAACACCGGCACUAAGCGUUAUGUGCUUCAAGCCGUUGCACGUAUCUAUGAUCCCUUCGGCUACGUGACGCCAUACGUUGUCACGGCCAAGAUUCUGCUACAACGUAUUUGGCUGGCAAAGCUGAACUGGGAUGACCGGCUACCAGAAGAUCUCAUGAACACGUGGUCUACGUGGUGCAGGCAGAACCGAGUGGCUGAAAUACAAGGCGUUACGGAUCCUCACCAGUGGCAACAUUCUCCGGGCCAUGACAAUCCUGCAGACUUGCUCCCAAGGGGUACUUCAUGUCUUCACCUGAUAGAGAGCAAACUCUGGUGGAAAGGUCCGUCAUGGCUCAUCGAUCAGCAGUCUUGGCCUCCCCCUUUGCGGGUUCCGCAAGAAACGUCUGAGGAGGUGCGAAGCGAGGCUAAGGGCAGCGACUUGUACUCCGCGCCCGCAUCGGUAAAGGUUCCCAUAAUGAAUGCGGACAGGUACAGUUCGCUUCACAAGCUGCUGCGGGUUACCGCCUGGGUCUUGAGGUUCCUGCACAACACUACGCACCCCUCCCAGAAGACCGGUGUCCUUACAGCCGAGGAGAUCUCAGCGGCGGAAGAGUACUGGAUUUUGACGGCUCAGCAUGAGUCUUUUGGGCCUCAUCCGACCACUCACAAGUCCCUUCAGAAUGUAUCGCUGUUUCAUGACGGGAAAGGCGUCCUCCGCAUGACAGGUCGACUGCAGUACAGCGAUCUCCACGGAUCAGCGAAGCACCCCAUUGUCAUACCUUCGGAUCACCCGAUUACGGCAAUGCUGGUUUCCCGGGCACACACAGGACUGCUUCAUGCCGGAGUUCAAGAAACCUUGGCAGAACUGUGCAAAGAGCAUUGGAUUAUUCGGGGACGUCAAGUGGUGAAGAAGACGCUGCACGGAUGCCGUAUCUGUCGCCGAGCAAAGGCCCAGGCCUGCUCAGAAGCCACUGAGAGCAAAGGAGAGCCAGGAGGACGGACACUCAGGCCGGUCCAGCUUCUCUACAGACUGGAAGCAGACUGCUGA